AUGUCCCCAACUCGUGUAGCAAUCGUCACCGGUGCAGCACAAGGCAUUGGUCGUUCCAUCGCUCUUCGUCUAGCCGCCGACGGCCUCAAUGUAGCGGUGAAUGACGUGGAGAGCCAAAGGCAGGCUCUAGACGCUGUUGUAUCUGAGAUACAGGCGAAAGGCAGGAAAGCUGUCGCGUUAACUGCUGAUGUGUCAUCUGAGGAGGACGUCAAAAAUAUGGUCGAGAAGACGGUAGAGCACUUGGGGAGGCUUGACGUGAUGGUUGCGAACGCGGGAAUCGGCGGAGCAGGCAAAGGGAGUUCUAUCCUCACUGUUGACAUGGAACAAUGGCAUAAACUCAUGGGCGUGAACGUUGACGGUGUAGUCCUGUGCUACAAAUACGCAGCAAUACAAAUGGUCAAACAGGGAGAAGGCGGCAGGAUUAUUGGGGUCAAGGGAAUCGCACCGUACUGUGCGUCGAAAUUUGCCGUCCGCGGGAUAACCCAAAGUGUUGCCUGUGAGUUGGUCGAGCACAAUAUUACCGUCAAUGCCUACGCACCUGGUGUAGUUGACACGGCAAUCGUUAAGAUGGGCGUGCAAACUCUGAAAAAUGCUUUGAACAUAUCGAACUCACGUACGGUCGACAAGGAGGCCAUCGCGAGCUGGGUGUCCUAUAUCUCCUCUCCCGAGGCGAGUUUCAUCAGCGGUCAAACCGUCAUCAUCGAUGGAGGGGUACAGUUUGAUUGA
Molecule: messenger RNA, 726 nt
Organism: Stereum hirsutum FP-91666 SS1
Lineage: Eukaryota; Fungi; Basidiomycota; Agaricomycetes; Russulales; Stereaceae
Product: NAD-P-binding protein
Exons: 8
Coding region: 1-726 (241 amino acids)
Molecular function (GO): oxidoreductase activity, acting on the CH-OH group of donors, NAD or NADP as acceptor
Source: RefSeq, a predicted model, not a curated record